UCUGUGCGAAGAAAAUAAAUACUUUUCUUCAGCUCUACGCUUCUUGAUUCCUCCCUUCUUGAGUGUCUUCGUGAGUGUGAGUCUGAGUUCGAGCUCCGUAUUUAUCUGAAAACCCUAGAGUUUCUCACCUGAUAUCCGUCAUAUUCUUCACUUGUCGUGAAUCAUUCGAACUGAUUGAGCUUCUCAACUAUUGCAGAUCUCAGAUGCUUUGGGGUCUAUGUCUACCAGAGCCGCAUAUUCGCGAGCGGAUCCUCGGUAGUUUUUGUUAUUCGUUGGAUUCCGGAGGAACUACUUCAUUUGGGUCAAGGUCUGGGUCUCAUGAGAAUUGUUAGGGGGAUGCAGAGAUUGAUUCGGGAGGAGCAGAAGGCGCUGGGCUGGAAAAAGUCGUUCAGCCAAGGUAUUGGCGUCACCGUUCCCAAGGCCAGGGCGCGUGAUAAACCUCGCACUUUUAACCUCUGAGUUUUGAAGGGAGACUGGAAACAAGAGUAGUUUCAGCCGGAAAGUGGAAAUAGAACAAAGAUGACUCGUAUUUUGGUUCAGCGUGGCUCCUCUGGUUCUUCAUCGAACCCUAGUCGGUCGUCCUUGCCUAGCUCUUCUUCGGCUCCUAUACAGCAACUCGUCACACCGCAGCUUUCUUCUCCUCUCAAGGAAGAGGAACAGGAGGAUGUGCAGGAACCAGGGGCUUCAGAUGAUCUUCUGGAUCUUUGUGGAAAUGGAGAUGAUGAUAAGUCAGCUAAGCCUGGUGAAUUACUGCCUGAAAGCAAUCAGUUUGGGCAAAACGAAAAUGUGUCUGAUGAAUUUUUUGACAAGGAGAAAACUAUUGAUGAGGAUGCUGUGGAUUUUGGGGUCGUCACGAAUGAGUUUGGCAACAUACGGAUUUCAGAGAACCUCGAGUUAGAUGAAAAUCAAGGAUCGAGUGGUGGUUCUUCGCAGAUUGUCUCUAGUAGCUCCUAUCCCCCUCCUCCUCCAGUCCCACCACCUAAGCCCCUGGUAGCAAACCCGAGUUCAAGGAGAACUGUUUUGGGCAAUUCAAACACCGGUCGGAUUGGAUCUUCUAGAAGAUCAGUGGCCUGGCCUGUUACAGCCCGGACUUCCCCAUCUGGUUCACGACCUUCUUCUCCCAGGCCCUAUGGUGAAGGGGAGGGUUACAAUAGUGCAGAUGAACAGACUCCAUGUUUUGGAUCCUCCUAUGACGAUGCGGAGAGAGAACGCCAGUUUGAGAUUGAUAUAAGACGAGUCAAGGGUUUAGAAGUUAGACGAAUGGUGGAGGAUGGAAACUGCCUGUUCCGUGCUGUUGCAGAUCAAGUGUAUGGGGACACUGAAGCAUAUGAUUUGAUUAGGCAAUUGUGUAUCGAUUACAUGGAGAGGGAGAGGGAUCAUUUCUCCCAAUUUAUAACAGAAGGUUUCACAUCUUAUUGUAAGAGGAAGAGGCGAGACAAGGUGUAUGGAAACAAUGUGGAGAUCCAGGCACUAUCUGAAAUGUACAAUCGUCCUAUCCAUAUUUAUUCGUAUGGCACAGAACCUAUCAACAGUUUUCAUGGUAGCUACAGUACAGAUAGUCCUCCUAUCCGUUUAAGCUAUCAUCAUGGUAAUCAUUACAACUCUCUUGUUGAUCCACGCCGAUUGACAAUUGGUGCAGGCCUUGGAUUCAACAGUCUCCGUGGGACAAACAUUGAUAAAGAUCAAGUCAAGGCUGCUAUCAGAGCUCAACAAGAUCAGCAAAUUGAUAAUGCUCUUCUUGCUGAGGGACGAUUUUACUCAGAUCUUGAGCUCACUGAGAAAGAAAUUGAGCGGAUGGUGAUGGAUGCUUCACGGGCAGAGUAUCUUGCUAAUGACAAGUUCAGGCAGCAGGUUGGCUUCAGGGAAUCUUCCACUUCUAGUGCUGAGCCAUCAUCCUCGGGAGCUAUGACAGGGCCAUCGAGUAGGGAGUCCAAGAUGGAAUCUGCGACACAGAGAGGUUUUCCUGAUACUGUUCUUAGUAGCAGCAUGGAGAUGGUUUUAUCAAUGGGGUUCAGUUAUUUGCAAGUGAUUGAAGCAUAUAGCAUCUUCGGGGAUGAUGUGGAUUCGGUGGUUUGCUACCUAUUAGAGACGGACAGUAGUAGUAGACGCAAAGGGAAGGCAGCAGAAUAAGCGGAAGUAGGACCAGAGAUAAUUUAAUGGUAAUGGCUUCCUCCGGAUUACAGUGUAGGGGUAAAGAGAACUGAUUU
Molecule: messenger RNA, 2207 nt
Organism: Telopea speciosissima
Lineage: Eukaryota; Viridiplantae; Streptophyta; Magnoliopsida; Proteales; Proteaceae
Product: OVARIAN TUMOR DOMAIN-containing deubiquitinating enzyme 6
Exons: 10
Coding region: 520-2130 (536 amino acids)
Biological process (GO): protein deubiquitination
Molecular function (GO): protein binding; K63-linked deubiquitinase activity; cysteine-type deubiquitinase activity
Source: RefSeq, a predicted model, not a curated record